Vitis vinifera (wine grape) is the source of this 1909-nucleotide messenger RNA. RefSeq lists its product as uncharacterized. Lineage: Eukaryota; Viridiplantae; Streptophyta; Magnoliopsida; Vitales; Vitaceae. Bases 148 to 1665 code for a protein of 505 amino acids. The transcript has 9 exons. The record is from RefSeq and is a predicted model, not a curated record.
UCAAUUCUUCUCCGUUGCUUGUUGGCCUCAGGUUAGUUCUUGCUUGGCGGUUCAGAAUUCUCUGAGCCCUAACUUUGGUUUCGUUGAAGCAUUUCUAAAUUCUCUCAUUUAUUCCACGAAAGAGCGACAAAAUUUUCUGUUUCAAGUAUGGAAGGUGGGAAUCCUGACAGUAGCGAAUCAAACACCCCACUUUUUAAUGGUGGUUUGAGAAAUAAUGAACUUAUUUCCUACCAAAGCAGAAAUGAUGGGCUUAUUCCACAACUAUUUACCUCUGUCCCAGCUCUGAAUGAAGCUGCUUCCUAUCUUGCAGAAACAACUUCAUUUUUAAGUCGGUGUUUUACUGAUUAUUCUGUGGAACCUGCCUAUUCAGCUGUGAAUGAACAGGAGCUGACAACAUUUCCUUCUGAACAAACCAGAGAAUAUUUGGAUAGUAUUCACCGCCCUUCAAGAGGAAGUUAUUCUACACUUUAUGAAUCAUAUGAUACAGAAACUGCUACUCCUCCUGUACCUGAUGGAAUAACGAGGAACUCACCUGGAGAUACAUCGCAAAAUAAUGGUGCUCUUGUGGUGACCGAUCAUCCCCACCAAAACGGGAUUUCCAUAUUUCAAGGCCUUAUUGACCGGGCACGGAGAACUGUUCGUGGGUCAGCAGAUGAUAUAGGAUGGAUACAACGUGCGCCAGGAAUGCCUCCAGUGGAAGAUGGAACUGAUAGGUUCAUGGAAAUUAUUGAUGAGAUCAGGCAUGGCGUCCACAGGUUGCCCAACUCAAUGAUUUACUUGUUGGUUCCAGGUCUUUUCAGCAACCAUGGACCACUUUAUUUUGUUAAUACAAAAAUAAGUUUCUCAAAGAUGGGUCUCGCUUGUCAUAUUGCCAAGAUUCACAGCGAGGCUUCGGUUGAGAAAAAUGCUCGAGAGAUAAAAGAGUACAUUGAGGAAAUCUAUUGGGGUUCCCAAAAACGUGUCUUGCUUCUUGGACAUAGCAAAGGGGGAGUAGAUGCAGCGGCUGCUUUAUCUAUGUACUGGUCUGAUUUGAAAGAUAAGGUUGCUGGAUUGGUAUUAGCCCAGAGUCCAUAUGGUGGUAGCCCAAUUGCUUCUGAUAUCUUGAGAGAAGGACAGCUCGGUGACUAUGUUAAUUUACGGAAACUAAUGGAGAUUCUGAUCUGUAAAGUGAUUAAGGGUGAUAUACAAGCUCUAGAAGAUUUAACAUACGAGAAAAGGAAGGAAUUCUUGAGGAAACACCAUUUGCCACCAGCACUCCCAGUCGUUUCAUUUAUCACAGAAGCUGGCAUCUCUCCUGCAGUUGUAGCGACAUUAUCUCGUGUUGCACAUGCAGAGGUACCCAUAGUUGCACCCCUAACUGCUGGCCAGCCCGCUAAAGUUCCAGUGAUCAUUCCCCUUGGUGCUGCAAUGGCUGCUUGUGCACAGCUGCUUCAAAUCAGGUAUGGCGAGAAGAGUGAUGGCCUUGUAACAUGCCGUGAUGCACAAGUCCCUGGAUCCAUUGUGGUACGACCAAAACGUAAACUAGACCAUGCUUGGAUGGUCUAUUCAGCAUUAGAUGAUGAUCCUACUGAAGCCAAUGCUUCUCAAGUGUGUGAAGCUCUUCUCCGGCUGCUAGUCGAAGCUGGAGAUAGGAAGAGACAUGAGCUUGCAAUGAAAGAUGAAUGAAGCUUCUGAUAUUAGCCUGUCAUUCUUUCUUUUCCCCUCUAUAGCGCCUUCCCAAUUUUUUUAUUCUUUUGGGUACCAGCAUGACUUCAGCUUGAUUGAAGUCCAUCAUUUGUUUAUGUACAUAACCCCAGUUUGUUGUAAGCCUAACCUUGUAUACGAAUAACUCCAUUGUAAUGUUAUGUGUUCAUGGGAAAAUUUUAGCCAAAUUAUCUGUUGGGAGAAAAUAAAUCUGGCCGUUGGAUCA